Messenger RNA from Neodiprion fabricii, 2731 nucleotides. It is a transcript of the gene Pdhb, whose product is annotated as pyruvate dehydrogenase E1 component subunit beta, mitochondrial. NCBI's taxonomy places the organism in Eukaryota, Metazoa, Arthropoda, Insecta, Hymenoptera, Diprionidae. Gene Ontology annotation, molecular function: pyruvate dehydrogenase (acetyl-transferring) activity. Bases 221 to 1282 code for a protein of 353 amino acids. Gene Ontology annotation, biological process: pyruvate decarboxylation to acetyl-CoA. The record is from RefSeq and is a predicted model, not a curated record. The transcript is spliced from 5 exons.
UCCUUGACUCUUUCAUCUCACUUUCUGACCCGACAACUUACGGGGAUACAUAACUAAAAAUUCAUAUUCAAAUCAGACUUGAUUAGUCGAGCGUCUCCGCGGCGGCCAAUCGACGAUUAAAUAUCGUAGCGGGUCCGUCUCUUGGCUAGGAAUCGUCAGUAACUCAUUUUCCAUCUCACUCUCCGACGCACUCCCUCUUUGUCUAUCUCUUGCUAACGCCAUGCUCACGUCGGCUGUACGGGGAAUUGCCAGGCGCUCAUUUUCAACAUCAAAAUGGGCCGCGGCACAGCAGAUGACCGUAAGAGACGCGCUGAACUCUGCGCUGGACGAAGAGAUGGAGAGAGACGAGAGAGUAUUUUUAUUGGGUGAAGAAGUGGCGAUGUACGACGGAGCGUACAAGGUCUCUAGGGGGCUGUGGAAGAAGUACGGCGACAAACGAGUCAUCGAUACACCGAUUACGGAAAUUGGAUUUGCCGGGGUGGCCGUAGGAGCUGCGAUGGCCGGGCUUCGACCGAUUUGUGAAUUUAUGACCUUCAAUUUCUCCAUGCAAGCGAUAGACCACGUCAUCAAUUCCGCGGCAAAAACAUUCUACAUGUCUGCUGGAAUGAUAAACAUCCCAAUGGUGUUCAGAGGCCCGAAUGGUGCCGCGGCUGGUGUCGCUGCACAGCAUUCUCAGUGCUACGGAGCUUGGUACAGUCAUUGUCCAGGUCUGAAGGUCGUAUCUCCGUACAACAGCGAAGAUGCGAAAGGGUUGUUAAAGGCAGCAAUUCGGGAUCCUGACCCAGUCGUUGUUCUGGAAAACGAGCUGCUCUACGGAGUCCAGUAUCCGAUGUCAGACGAGGCUUUGUCCAAAGACUUUGUACUGCCGAUCGGCAAGGCCAAGAUCGAACGGACUGGAAACCACGUUACGAUAGUCGCGCAUUCCAUGGCCGUUCAAAACGCUCUUGAAGGAGCCAACGAGCUUGCCGGUCAAGGAAUAGAGGCCGAAGUUAUAAAUCUGAGAUCGCUCAGGCCGUUGGAUAUAAACACGAUCAUACAGUCGGUUACAAAGACUCAUCAUUUGAUCACCGUUGAACAAGGAUGGCCUCAUUGCGGUAUCGGGGCUGAAGUUGCAGCCAGAAUUAUGGAGAGCGAGGCGUUUUACCAUUUGGACGCGCCUGUCGUUCGACUAGCGUCUGUCGACUGUCCCCUGCCUUACACCAAGUCUCUGGAGGCUGCGUCGCUGCCACAAACACCCGAUGUAGUUAACACAGUGAAGAAAAUACUUGGCGUGGCGCAGUAACAUCGUAGCGACACUUUAGACCCCCUAGUUACCUAUUUAUCAAUUCCUUUCGCAGACCUCGUCCUUCUCGCGAAUGCAUCCCUCUGCUCCCAUUCCUCGCCUCCCUCCCCGCUCUCCCUUAACCUCACGGUAUCUCGUGAAAGAGCGCGUUGAAUAUUGAGAUUACAAAGGAAAUUACACCAAUACGCGUACUAAGAUGUAAUUAAUAACCGCUUCGAGAUCAAGUACAAAGUAAAACUUGAGGUGGUCAGAAACAGUAAAAAAAAGAGAAAAUUGUAGCAACUCGUUACACUCGCGGUGGCGUAUGAAACGUGCAGAACAUUUUUCUACGUCACCAUUUUCCUUAUAAGCUGGUCUUUAAGGCUGAGGAUUUGAUUCUUAUGCAAGUGAAAUGAGGAUGAAGAUAUUUGAAGAUAAGAAAGAUAUACGUACAAAUGGAAAAACGCUGAUUACUAUUAUCGCCAUUUUUGUUGAUACCGUUACGAAUAAAAUUCUUACCGUCAACGGUAGCUGACUAAUGGAACCGAAAUUUUCAAUCUGUUCAGCUGACAACGAUUUAAUAUUGUAACGAACGCUAGUAGUACAGUAGAUAUUGUACAUGUACAUAUACACACCUAUAUAGCUAUAAAGUGAAAUUGAAAAAAAAAGCAGAAAGAACACAGUUUUUUUUUCUCAUUUCGAACACCGAUGCAUACGUAAUUUUUCCGGUAUACGCUUGAUUUUCUUUCGAAAAAUGUAGCUCAUUACAAUUUAUGCAUACUUGCGACUGCAUGUAUUAAUACAUAAUAAUCAUAGGUAUGUCGAUAGCUGUGUAUUAUUACGGAAGGAACGAUUUGAGUUUUUCAGAUUUUCUUCCAAAUGUCUUUGAUUGCAACUUGUGUGAUCAAGAGAUAGAAAAUGUAAAGAACAAGUAAACAGAAGCGCAAAAAGUAACUUCAAGGAUAGAAAAAAAUGCUAAAAAUUCGAUUCUGAAAAAAAUUACUCAUUACAAUAAUAGCGUAUGUACAUAAACCGUAAAUUCACAACUUCAUACUUGCGAGAAAUGUCUAAACAUUGAGUAUUUGGGUACUGAAAGCUUACGUCAAUUGUCUCAGGUUUCAUUAUUACUAUUGUUGUUGUUAUUAUUAUUAGUACUAUUUUUUCUGUAGAUGAUAGAUAAUAGUUUAGGGAACGAACGAGACGAUUAGUAAAAUUUUAUCAAUACCGAUGGUAUUUAUGUUCAUUUAUAGUAUCAUUUGACGGACGAACGAUCGAUAUGCUUAGAGCUUCUAUUGCCAUUACUUCUCUUCUCGCCGUGGAACUGGUUUAACUUGUUCAGGAAUUGAAGAUACAGCGAUCCCGUGUUUGACCGUUAAUUGAUUAUCAAUUAUUAUUUAUUAUGUGAAAUAAAAGUGAAUAAAUAAAUGAAUGAAUAAGUACGAAUAAAUGAAUUGUGAUAUAUAUAGAGGA